This is a messenger RNA of Hibiscus syriacus, 1410 nucleotides long. RefSeq names its product palmitoyl-acyl carrier protein thioesterase, chloroplastic-like. Lineage: Eukaryota; Viridiplantae; Streptophyta; Magnoliopsida; Malvales; Malvaceae. The record is from RefSeq and is a predicted model, not a curated record. Gene Ontology annotation, biological process: fatty acid biosynthetic process. Bases 117 to 1376 code for a protein of 419 amino acids. The transcript has 7 exons. Gene Ontology annotation, molecular function: fatty acyl-[ACP] hydrolase activity; acyl carrier activity.
GAAAAUUUUCUCCUCUAUUGAUUCAGUUUAAUUUUGUUCGAGUUGAAGAAUGCAACAGAUGCUUUUCUAGAAGGCUUGCAUUUUGCAAAAGAGGGAAUUCUUUUUUACUUUAUAGCAUGGUUGUCACUGCUGUUACAUCCGCAUUCUUUCCGGUCACUUCAUCGCCGGAAUACUCCGACUCGAAAAAGAAGAAGCAUGGAAAUGGAUCCAUUAACAUCGGAGGUAUCACAUCAAAAUCGUCGUCUUCUCGAAGCUUGCAAGUCAAGGCAAAUGCUCAAGCCCCUCCGAAAAUAAAUAGAACCAAGGUCGUCACACCUACAGUGGAAGUUUUCAAGAAUGAGGAUGGGGUCAAUUCUCCUCCUCCGAGGACGUUUAUCAAUCAGUUAACAGAUUGGAGAGUGCUUCUUACUGCUAUCACGACCGUUUUCUUGGCUGCCGAGAAGCAGUGGAUGAUGCUCGAUUGGAAGCUUAAGCGACCGGAUACGCUCGUUGAUCCAUUUGGUAUAGGAAGGAUUGUUCGGGAUGGUCUUGUUUUCAGACAGAGCUUCUCGAUUAGGUCUUACGAGAUAGGUGCUGAUCGUACAGCAUCCAUAGAGACAGUAAUGAAUCAUUUGCAGGAAACAGCACUUAAUCAUGUUAGAAGUGUUGGAAUGCUAGGAGAUGGUUUUGGUUCAACCCCAGAGAUGUGCAAGAAGAAUCUAAUAUGGGUAGUCACUCGGAUGCAGAUUGUGGUUGAUCGCUAUCCUACUUGGGGUGAUGUUGUUCAAGUAGAUACUUGGGUCAGUGCAUCAGGAAAGAAUUGCACAAGAAGGGAUUGGGUUAUUCGAGAUAUUAAAACUGGUGAAAUUUUAGCCAGAGCUUCAAGUAUUUGGGUUAUGAUGAACAAACUGACUAGAAGGUUAUCUAAAAUACCAGAAGAGGUCCGAAGGGAGAUAGAACCUUAUUUUAUGAAUUCUGAUCCUGUUGUCGCCGAGGAUAGCCGGAAAUUGAUGAAACUCGACGACAGCAGUGCGGAACUUGUUCGUAAAGGUUUAACACCCAGACGGAGUGACUUGGAUGUGAACCAGCAUGUCAAUAAUGUGAAAUACAUUGGCUGGAUCCUUGAGAGUGGCCCAUUGCCAAUGUUGGAAUCUCACGAGCUAUCUUCCAUGACACUGGAGUACAGGAGGGAGUGUGGGAGGGACAGCGUGCUGCAGUCACUAACCGCCGUCUCCGACCAUGGUGACGGGAACUCGGUGAGUCUCGGCGAAAUCGAGUGCCAGCACUUGCUCCGUCUUGAAGAUGGGCCCGAGGUCGUAAGAGGAAGGACUCAGUGGAGGCCUAAGAAAUCGGAAAGUUCCGGCAAUGAGGGUCGAAUUCCAACCGAAAGUGCCUAGGAAUCCAAGUCUGUACCAAUGCAGGAUGUGCAGU